Messenger RNA from Closterium sp. Yama58-4, 742 nucleotides. The record is from the annotation of a GenBank genome assembly. Lineage: Eukaryota; Viridiplantae; Streptophyta; Zygnematophyceae; Desmidiales; Closteriaceae.
AUGGGGGAAGGGUGGAGAGUGUACCUAGCAGCAGCAGAGGCGGCAGGGCACAAGGUGGGCGCCAAUGCAGUGAGCGCUCUAGUGGAGGCGCUAGCAGCAGCGGGGCGCACAGAGGCAGCCCUAGCAGCGUUCCGUAAGGGGCGAGCGGAGGGCGUGCAGCCCCUGCCGUACGCUGUGGGGACCAUGAUUAUGGCUCUCGGGCGCGCCGCCAUGGUGGACGACAUGAUGGCGCUGUUUCGAGAGACUCGCAGAGGGGUGCGGGGGGCGCAAAAAGGGGAGAAGAAAAAUGAGGAGUGGAGAAGCAGAGAGCAUGGGGGGGAUGGGGAACGGGGUGAGGGGGGGAGGCAGUGGGAGGGUGUGACGUGGCAGCAGGAGAUGCGGAGUGGGCAUGCGCUGGUGGUGCAGACGCUGGCGUGCCUCGUGCAGCUCCACGACGUGCAGUACGUCCCCCCUGCCUGCCCUCGCUGCCUCCUUCCAUCCCUCUCUCCAUUCGUCCUUCCAUCCCUCUCUCCAUUCCUCCUUCCAUCCCUCUCUCCAUUCCUCCUCUCCUCUCUUCCUCCCUCCUUGCCACAGCAUGCGCUGCUGCUGCAGACCCUGGCGUGCCUCGUGCAGCUGUAUGCCGUGCAGUAUGGCCCCUGCCUGCACUGCCUCCCUCCAGCCCUCCCUCCCUACCCCUCGCCCUCCCUCCCACUCACCAUCACCCAUGCUCCCUCCCUGUCCUCUCACCCACUGUGCUUCUCGA